UUUUAAAAAAAGUUGUUAUCUUCAUAUCUUGACCCUAGGUACCAUCUACGUAUAUGUUAAUUUACAAGUAAUCUCAUCUCUCUUCUAGAAGUCUAAAAUGGAGUGUUUGAGGCUACUCAUCCUCUCUCUUGCUCUCGCCUCUCUUUCUCCGGCGACCAGUCUCAGCCACAACGACCCCAAGUUCCCGUCGACUCAAGCGAGGAAACUGAUCAGAGGCCUCAAUUUGUUCCCAAAACACUCCAUCAACAUCGUCGAUCGCGAUGUCACCAACCGUUCAUCUAUUCCCGGUUCGAAGAUAGUCGAGAAGCCAUUUCAAUUCCCCAAUUUCGUUGAUGCAGACAGCGUCACCAUUGAAGAUUUAGGUCAUCAUGCUGGUUAUUAUCAGAUUGAACACUCUCAUGAUGCUCAGAUGUUUUACUUUUACUUCGAAUCACGCAACAGUGAAAAGGACCCUGUUGUUAUCUGGUUGACUGGGGGACCAGGCUGUAGCAGUGAGCUUGCUCUUUUCUAUGAAAAUGGCCCUUUCAAAAUCGGAGAUAACUUGACUCUUGUAUGGAAUGAGUAUGGGUGGGACCAGGCAUCAAAUCUAAUAUAUGUUGACCAACCUACUGGAACUGGCUUUAGUUAUAGCUCCGAUAUAAGAGACAUUCGCUAUGAUGAAAAAGGAGUCAGUGAUGACUUAUACGAUUUCUUACAGGCCUUUUUCACAGAGCAUCCUGAAGUUGUGGACAACGACUUUUAUAUUACUGGAGAAUCAUAUGCUGGGCAUUACAUUCCUGCUGUUGCUUCUCGAGUCCACAAAGGAAACAAAAACAAGGAAGGGAUACACAUAAACCUGAAGGGAUUUGCCAUUGGAAAUGGGCUCACUGAUCCAGCAAUUCAGUACAAGGCUUAUACUGAUUAUGCAUUGGAUAUGGGGAUAAUUACAGAGUCUCAGUCUAAACGCAUCAACUUGAUACUUCCUGUGUGUGAAGCAGCAAUUAAACUUUGUGGCACUGAUGGGACAGUUUCUUGUGUAGCUGCAUAUUUGGUUUGCAACUCCAUUUUCAUUUCGAUCACUUCUAUUCCAUCAGGCAAGAUCAAUUACUAUGACAUAAGAAAGGAGUGUAUAGGAAGCUUGUGCUAUGACUUCUCAGACAUGGAGACACUCCUAAACAAGAAAUCUGUUAGAAAAGCUCUUGGAGUUGGAGAUGUAGAGUUUGUUUCGUGUAGCACUAGUGUCUACCUGGCCAUGCUUAUGGACUGGAUGAGAAAUCUUGAAACUGGCAUUCCUGCUCUCCUUGAAGAUGGAAUUAAGUUGCUUGUAUACGCUGGAGAAUACGACCUAAUCUGUAACUGGCUCGGUAAUUCGAGAUGGGUUCAUGCUAUGGAAUGGAGUGGAACGAAAGAGUUUGGUGCGUCUCCUGAAAUUCCUUUUGAUGUCUCGGGAUCUGAAGCGGGCUUACUCAAAAGCUACGGUCCACUCAGUUUCCUCAAGGUUCAUGAUGCUGGUCAUAUGGUUCCUAUGGAUCAGCCGAAGGCAGCUCUGGAGAUGCUAAAGAGCCCGUCCCUCACGACGCCCUCGCCGCCGCAGUUUUCAUUUCCUGCGCUUGACUAUAACGCUUUGUUUCUGCCGCCGUCCCUCACCGGAACUUGCUUAACAGUUAAUUGGUAG
Messenger RNA from Lactuca virosa, 1654 nucleotides. The record is from the annotation of a GenBank genome assembly. NCBI's taxonomy places the organism in Eukaryota, Viridiplantae, Streptophyta, Magnoliopsida, Asterales, Asteraceae.